Molecule: messenger RNA, 3813 nt
Organism: Lepisosteus oculatus (spotted gar)
Lineage: Eukaryota; Metazoa; Chordata; Actinopteri; Semionotiformes; Lepisosteidae
Gene: cxcl12a
Product: chemokine (C-X-C motif) ligand 12a (stromal cell-derived factor 1)
Biological process (GO): defense response; immune response; chemotaxis
Cellular component (GO): extracellular region
Molecular function (GO): chemokine activity
Source: RefSeq, a predicted model, not a curated record
GUGAAUUUAACACUCUGCAGCAGGGCUCAGGCCACAGUCGUGCUGGAAUCUUGCUGUGCAGAAGCCACCCACCAUGGAUCUGAAAGCUGUUGCAGUGACCACUCUCCUGAUGGUGACUCUCUGCCUGCAGGAGUCCAACGCUAAACCCUUCAGUCUGGGAGAGAGGUGCUGGUGCCGAGGUACAGAGAGCUUCGUACCCAAGAGCAGCGUCAAGCAGCUGAAGUUCCUGAACACUCCCAACUGCCCCUUCCAAGUCGUUGUCACGCUGAAAAACAGCAAAGAAGUGUGCAUUAGCCCUCAGACUAAGUGGCUGCAGCAGUACUUAAAGAAUGCUCUUAACAAGUAAGGAGAAACACUUCUUGGCAAAAUUAAAAAGGAGGGAAGAUCAGGCAAUUAAGGACCUGUGCAGGUUAACAGCCGCUGUCCCGCCCUGCCAUGCAGAUAUGUAAUGUGUGCUCUGCUCUGGGCUGCUUCCUGUAACAACACUCAACAACCAGACAUGCUUCCCCAGCACUGAACCUGCCAGCGGUUCACUGCCACCCCUAGUGACACUUUUCUUACAAGUGCAAUUAGAAAUAUAUGUGUAUAUGUAUAAAUAUCUAUUUUUUUAACCAAGAGGUUUUUGGAGAUGUAGCCCUUUCAUUCCUCCACACUCUGUCACAAGGAGCUGUAGUUGAGUUUCUGGGCACAGUGCACUCUGUCACCUGCGACAAGCCAGCUGAGCCGAAAAGAAUCACCUUCAACGUUUCUGAGACCACCCCCUAUUCUGAAAGAGAUCAAAAUUACCGUUGAGCUUUGCACAAACACAGCGCAAGAGAAACUUCAGCACCUUGGCAGCGAAAGACCCUAAGUCAUAAGUAUAUUAUUGGGGAUUUUAAAAUGUUUUUACAGGAGCCACCUGAUUGCAGAAUGAGCCCUUUCGAAAUUGACCUGAGGCUGGCCGAAAGACUCUGGUCUUAAACGAGCUAUAGACAAAGCUGGCCACGAUUUAACUGCCUGCUGUGCGAGAGAAACUCCACCCUCUAACCCAAGACCCGUCGCUGACACGACAAGCUGAUUUAGUAUUCUUAUUGAAUGCCAUAAAACAUUAAUAACGAGGGAAAGAAGCUGCUAAAUAGGAAACAGCAGUGCGUUGUGUGUUGGAUGCAGUAAGUGCCUAUGCUGUCACACAGUGGGAAGAGGCUGUGCUGUGUCAUAUGCCACUCAGUGCCAGUGCUGGAGGCUGGAUAAUAGAAAACAAACACAGAGUAAAUCCUGCUUAUGCAGAAGAUGCUGCAAGAGAUAUUUCUGCAGCACGAAAAUAUGAACCAAUGCUUUGGCCUUUGUUUGUGCUGGGACCAAAAUUUUGAACAGAAUUCUGAACUAAUUUCAUCUAGAGAGGUUGUUUUUGGUUUUUGUUUUAAAUGAAACGAAUAUUUAAAAGGAGAGAAUCACAGAAAGGGCCACACAGUUUUUGCUCGCCAAUUAGGAUGGCGGAAUGAGUGAGGGAGGGCAAUGAGGAGUUAAAAAGAAGCAGCGUGAGGUGGCCAGUGGCCAAAACUGACAAGUCUGCCGCUUGCCAAGGUCUGUCUCACAGCUGCAGACAACUAGAAAAGAAAAGAAACGCCAAGGACCUGAGGGACCAUUGUCAAGAUGGACUAAAAUGUCCUUAUAACAGUCAGUAUGACAUUGUGUCCCGAUACAUCGCUCCUUGUGACUUUAUAUCAACCCUUUUUAUGUAAAAAGCUGCCUUCUGGUUACAAAGCCAUUGUAGUGUUUCCUCUCAGAUCCAGGACCAGUGUUGUCUAGUUGAACUCGGCAGUUGUUUUCUCCAGUUCAAUGCACUUUAGAGAAGUAUAUACUUUACCUUCAGACCAGGCAGUUCAUUUUGUAAUGUAAAUGAACUCUUAUACUUAAACAAACAGCAACAUUAUCUGACUACAAAUUAUAUUUUAUAUUUCUUUCUUAUUUGCCAUUUGCACCAGCAAGUAUUUCAAAACAAUAACAUUUUGUUUCUAUCCUACUUAGUUAACAUUUUGACACACCUCUUUUUUAAGAUUGUUUUUGCAAAAUAAGGAACAGUAGAUUAUUUUUGUAAUUGUCACAUUUUUAUACAUAGUAAUUCUUAUGACAGUACAAUAUGAAGGUAAUUCCCAGAAUGUACUAGACUGCAGUGUUUUCUAUUGUUUUUGUUGCGCAGUUUAAAAUUGUGUUUGUCUUUUUAUUGAGGAAUCUGGAAAACGUCCAGUUUCAAAAUGUUUUAAAUGAUAUCAAGCAUGAUGUGAAAUACACUCACAAAAAUUAACAUGAUUGUAAAACAUAAUAUGUGAAACAGUUGAGAUGUUUAGUCUUUCAGAUGUUAGUCGUAGUCAUAUAGUGAACAAAAUGUGCCCAAAGAUUGCUUUUGAUCAAAAGUUUGAUUGGUCAGAUUUUCAAAAUUUCUAGCCAUGUAUCUAGAUGCAAUUUAACCUACUGUAGGUUGUUAAGUACAGUCCGAAAAAAAAAUCACAGAAUUUGACCGAUCACCCCCAGACAGGUGCAGGAUAGUCCUACACUUCGAAAACCAUACCUACUGUACCUUAUAAGGGAAUCAUAAAUAUAUCUUAUUCCGUAUUUCCUGGACAUUUAUAAUUCAUUCAGCUGCCAGGUCUCUUUGUAUCAAUAGAUCAGCAUUUCAUGAGUUUCUUUCCCUGGCCGCGGAACAAGCGACCUGCAGGAUGAUCUUGAGGUCAGGAAGUGAGACUUGGGAUUUGAAGCCCAGGGCUCAGACGGCUGUGAUAGGUCACUGCUUUCGCACCCGGUCUCCAUUAAUGUUCGGUGUUAGUUUCCACUGAGUGAGUGGCAGGGUCCCUGCUCCGCUUAAUCAAUCAAUGCCCUGAUUAUGUGAGCAGCAGCCUGCGGGCAAACAGAUCAAGGAGAAACACACAAGGAUCUCACAGCAGAAUUUAGUGGGGAUUUGACGGCUGGACGGGAAAGAGACUCUGUGUGGCUUCACACAGAGCCGUAGACAAAAAUUCAAUCCUACCAAAACUGAUUUUCCUAAAAGGAUUAAAAAGGUGCUAUUUCUGUUUUUAUCUGAGAACGUCCGCUGAUUUAAGGUGCUGAUAACAGUGGUAUCUUUGUAUCCCCCAAAUGAACAGGUCUAAUGAUAACUGAAAAAUAUCUGGAAAGAAGAAAUAGAUUUGGGUAAAUUCAGUUGUUGCUGGUAAUCUGGUAAUUACAAAAGAAUUUAGUACCAUGUUCACCCAGUAUUUGGUUGUAUCGAUGUAGCUGCUAACUCAAACAGAGACAGAGCAGAUGACCAUGCAGGGUCACUUAAACUGUAAGUUAAAAACACAAUCAAAAGCUUUUGAUUCUGUGUCUUGGAAGCAUUACAUGAAACAACAGAAAGUAAAACUCUUGAGUCUGUCAUUAUGUAGUUUUAUUGCCAUGAUAAUUCACUCAUGUUUCCUACAGCCUGGCCAAACACACUGUGGACAAAAUACAUUUUGGGAGGUGAAAGUUGAAUUCUGAGACAGGGCCCUCUUUAAACUUAAGUACAAAUUGAGUAUUAUUGCAGGAAUUAAAUAAUUACUGUACUGAUAUUUUAAAAUGUAAAACUGUGAUUGUUUCACUGUAUACCAAUUGUUCAAUGCCAAUGCUUUUUGCUUGUCUUUCUCCCACACAAUGUGAAGAAAAAUAUACUCUUUAAAGGCAGCUUACUUCAUAAAUAUAUGUCUAUGUCAUUCUACCUAGCUUUUUAAUUAGUUUCACUGUUUGUAUGCAGUCAAGCAUAAUACAUUUGUUAUCUCAAUUCACUUGAUAUUUUUUAAAUAAAACUUUUUUUAAAAAAAA